CCUUCUCCUGUCCCGUGUCAUUGCUGAAUGACCGAAGAUGUCUCAUAGCAGGUUGUUUGCCCGGCUGCUCUUGCAGCAGACUGGGGUCAGGCACUGUUAUACUGCGAGCAGAAAGAACCUGUACAUCGACAAGAACACCAAGGUCAUUUGCCAAGGUUUCACAGGCAAGCAGGGCACUUUCCACAGCCAGCAGGCGCUGGACUAUGGCUCACGGUUAGUGGGGGGAGUGUCCCCUGGUAAAGGGGGGAAAACCCAUCUUGGUCUGCCUGUCUUCAACUCCGUAAAGGAGGCUAGGGAGGCCACGGGCGCGGAAGCCACCGUGAUCUAUGUGCCGCCUCCGUUCGCGGCGGCGGCCAUCGUGGAGGCCAUCGACGCGGAGAUCCCGCUGGCGGUGUGCAUCACCGAGGGCAUUCCUCAGCAGGACAUGGUUCGAGUCAAACACAGAUUACUCCGUCAAGGCACCACCCGUCUCAUCGGCCCCAACUGCCCGGGAGUCAUCAACCCUGGAGAAUGUAAAAUUGGAAUCAUGCCUGGACACAUUCACAAGAAAGGGAGAAUUGGUAUUGUGUCACGGUCAGGCACGCUCACAUAUGAAGCUGUGCACCAAACUACACAAGUUGGAUUGGGACAGUCUCUCUGUGUUGGUAUCGGAGGAGACCCGUUUAACGGCACCAACUUCAUUGACUGCCUGGAGGUUUUCCUUCACGAUCCGAAGACGGAGGGUAUUAUCCUGAUCGGAGAGAUCGGAGGCAACGCGGAGGAGAAUGCUGCCGAAUUCCUGAAACAACACAACUCCGGUCCUAACGCCAAGCCGGUGGUUUCCUUCAUCGCCGGACUGACAGCCCCCCCGGGCAGGAGGAUGGGCCAUGCCGGCGCCAUCAUCGCAGGAGGCAAGGGCGGAGCCAAAGAGAAGAUCGCCGCCCUCCAGUCGGCGGGCGUGGUCGUCAGCAUGUCCCCUGCUCAGCUAGGCAGUACCAUGUUUAAGGAGUUCGAGAAGAGGAAGAUGCUAUGAUCUGCGAUUGGCCUCCAAGAGUCCGGGUUCCCUGUUGUGGCAGACUUGCCUCCUGGAUCAAGAGGUCGUACGUCCCUGCCAGAGUUUCCCGAACCCUAACCCUGUGACUCCUCCACUACAACCCGCACACGUUUCGAUGUUGUAAAACGCCUCAGAUCAUACUGUCCUGCAUUUGCACCAGAGGAAAAUAAAGUAUUCAAAAAUAAUUAAAAAAAAAAAAAAACCCACACACACACACUGAAUUCAUAGUUUUCCUUUUUAAACAUAUGUACAGCACAGUAAGACAUUGAGUACAGCUUGUUCUUUCUCUCUUGCUGAGAAACGUUAAUCUUGUUAGUCAAAUCGGAGGGAUGAGGCUGUAAUCUCUGAUUUGAUUCAGUACAACCAGUUUUUGUCUCUUUUGAUGUACCAGCGCUGAGAGAGUCUCAUCUCCUGUGUUCACUAGUUCUCCAUCUGAUGCAGAUUCAGUUAUGAAAUAUAAAUACAAUUUGCUCUGAUCUCC
Messenger RNA from Chanos chanos (milkfish), 1514 nucleotides. RefSeq names its product succinate-CoA ligase GDP/ADP-forming subunit alph (gene suclg1). Gene Ontology annotation, biological process: tricarboxylic acid cycle. Lineage: Eukaryota; Metazoa; Chordata; Actinopteri; Gonorynchiformes; Chanidae. Bases 38 to 1012 code for a protein of 324 amino acids. Gene Ontology annotation, cellular component: mitochondrion; succinate-CoA ligase complex (ADP-forming). The transcript is spliced from 9 exons. The record is from RefSeq and is a predicted model, not a curated record. Gene Ontology annotation, molecular function: succinate-CoA ligase (ADP-forming) activity; succinate-CoA ligase (GDP-forming) activity.